AUGGUGCCUCCAGGGAAAAAGCCAGCUGGGGAAACUUCCAAUUCUAAUAAAAAGUGUAAGCGCUAUUUCAAUGAGCACUGGAAGGAAGAAUUUACCUGGCUGGAAUUUGACUAUGAGAGGAAACUCAUGUUUUGCAUAGAGUGUCGGCAGGCGUUGGUGAAGAACAAGCACGGUAAAGCGGAGAACGCCUUUACCGUGGGCACGGACAACUUCCAGCGCCAUGCCCUGCUGCGGCACGUCCCCUCCGGCGCGCACCGCCAGGCGCUGGCGGUGAACCGGGAGCAGCUGGCGUUCGAGACCCGCGUCCACGGCCACCCGGAGCUGCGCUCGGUCAUCAAGGUGGAGGUGAACCCGGCGAAGGUGGCCGUCCUCGCCACCGUCUACUGGAUGGCGAAGGAGGAGGUGCCGGAUGAGAAGUGCUCCUCCCUGCUCGACUUCCAGAAGUUCAACCUGUGCCAGGCGCUGCUGGCCUCCGAGCACAGCGAGUACUACCACCCCGGCAGCAUCAGGGGGAUGCAGGCAGCGAUCGCCAAAGUCCUGCACAACGAGGACAGGCGCAGGAUAAAAGCCUCGCCCUUCGUUGGGCUGGUGGUGGAUGAGACGGUGGAUGUCCUGGAGCACCGCAACCUCGCCAUGUUCACCACCACCAUCUCCCCCUGCAACGGGCAGACCUCCGCCACCUUCCUGGGGAGCUUCGAGCUGCCCGCUGGGGAGGCCUCCACGGUGGCGGGCAAGGUGGCCGAGGUGAUGCGCUCCUUCGGCAUCCCCACCAUGAAGAUCACCUGGCUCAGCGCCGACAGCGCCUCGCUGGUGGCCGAGCGGCUGAGCGGGGUGGGGACCACGCUGACCUCCCUCUGCCCGCUUCUCACGGAGAUGCACUGCCUGUCCCACAGGAGCUCCCUGCUGCCGGCCGAGAGCAUCGUCAGCAUUGAAUACCUCCAGAAAUACGAGACCACCGUGGAUGCUGUGUACAGGCUCUACUCCAGCUUCAGGGGGGAAAGCAACGGCCUGCAGGAGCUGCGGAGCGUCCUGGACCUCUGCGAGAUAGACCUCGGGAGCCCCAAAGCCAUCCACUGGACUUCUAUUUUCCCAGCCGUGGAAGCCAUCGAUUCGUCAUGGCCCACGCUGGUGCUGCUGCUGGAGAGCGAAGCGGAGCGGUCACCCGUGGCCCACGGCCUCUGCGAAGAGCUCAAGAAGUUCCAGUUUGUGGCCUUCACCAAGAUCCUCCUGGAUGUCCUCCCCAUCUUCCAGAAGCUCAGCCGCUUCUUCCAGAUUGAGGACUUCGACCUCUCCAUCCUGAAGCCCAUUGUCUCUGCCACAGCCACCACCCUGCAGGCCCAGAAGAAUGCCAGCGGCCAGAACCUCCAGGAGUUCCUCAACGAGAUGAAUGAGCACCCGCGGGAUGACCGGGAGGGCGAGAGCCGCCUUUACUACAAGGGCGUUGAAUUGGCCAACUGCUCCAAGGUGCACCUGAAGCACUUUGAGCGCCUGAAGGAGAGCUACCUAGAGAGCGUGCGGGGCAACCUGCUGGACAGGUUCCCCAGCAGUGUCCUGGAAGCCAUCAGCUCCUUCUCGGCCAUCUUCAACCCCAAGUGCUACCCCCAGUCUUUGGAGGACAUUGGCAGCUAUGGGGUCAGCGAGCUGAAUUUCCUCCUGCAGGCUUACUCCCGGGUGGUGGUGAGCGAGAGGGCCAUGAGCGAUUUCCCCCUCUUCAAGCGGAUCGUCUUCAGCCUCAGCCAGCUCUCCUUCAAGGACCUCUGUGUCAAGCUGGUCUACAGCAACUCUGAGAUGCAUGAGCUCUUCCCGGACUUUGCCGUCCUCGCAGCCAUCGCCCUGGCCUUGCCACUGGGCUCGGUCCUUGCUGAGAAGAUCAGCCGGGGCCGGGAGCUGCUGAAGCGUGGCCGGUCACGCCGCGCAAAGGACGAGGGGCUCUCUGACCUCAUGAAGAUCGCCAUUGACGGGCCAGCCAUCAACGAGUUUGACUUUGCGUUGGCCAUCGAGUACUACGAGAGCAUGAGGGAGUCCGGCUUCAUCGUGGCGCAGGUGAAGUGA
Messenger RNA from Egretta garzetta (little egret), 2052 nucleotides. It is a transcript of the gene CUNH17orf113, whose product is annotated as chromosome unknown C17orf113 homolog. The transcript has 2 exons. The coding region runs from base 1 to 2052 and encodes 683 amino acids. Lineage: Eukaryota; Metazoa; Chordata; Aves; Pelecaniformes; Ardeidae. The record is from RefSeq and is a predicted model, not a curated record.